AUGGCUUCACCCGUUUCUUCACCUUCUUCGACGCCUCCUUUGACGCGACAGAACACACAAGACGAUUCGUGUCUCUCGUCCUUCUCCUCCUCGUCUUUCUCAGGCCCCAGUACCCCCUCGUCUAGCCAACAGCUCCCCGACGACGUGACCAAGGUGGUCGUACCUACGCAAAGUUCCAGCUUCAACAACUCUGAUGGGGACGGUGUAAUCGAAACUGCAAACAGCUCGCAAGACCAUGCUGAUAACGAAGACAACCCUGAGCCUCCCAAGAAGAAGUUGAAGAUUACUGCAUGGAACGGGUGGGAGGCCCUCCGACGCGUCAAGAGCGAGAGCCAGUUGUCCAAGAAAAGAACACCGAAGGGCGCGUCCCAGAGGACAAGAGGGGUAAAGAAGGAAGGAAGCGAGAAAGCCGAGGUCGAAGGCGCGUCGGGACGCGUAAAGACGCGUAGAAAGGCUGGGAAAUUGGCGGGACUCGUCUCACUACCUUUGGACGUGCUUUACGAAGUGUUUAGUCAUUUGAGCCCACAUGACCUCUUGCACUUGUCUCGGACGACGAAGUCUAUUCGAAGAACGAUCCUGUCGAAGAACGCAAUUUCGCUAUGGAAGGAUGUGUUCGCACAGCAAGACGACCUUCCACCAUGUCCUGAUGACAUGUCCCUGCCAGCAUGGGCCUCGCUGGUAUUCGAAGCUCAUUGCCAUCAUUGCUUGACGAAGAACGUCCGUAACGUAGAAUGGAUGUUGAGGAUGCGACUAUGUGAGAAAUGUGCGAAGGCCCUCUUAUUCUGCGAAGACCAGCUCCGUUGUGAUGACAAAAAGCUGGACAGGCUCAUCAGAGCGUGCGUUCCUUUCCAGAAGCGCAAAGGCAAGCUGUAUUGCCUUACUUCUGCUAAGGACGCAUUUAUUCGCGAGUUGGACAGCAUGGAAGGAGAUCGCAACGCAUUUGUUGAGGAACGCCAGAAGGAGAUGAAACGUCGACGAGAGCAUGCCCAGGAAUGCGCAAUGUGGUCUGAGGACCAAGAAAUUGAGAGAGAGGCAGAGCUACUCAGAAUGCAUCGCGAUCGCAAGGAAUUCAUCAUGGAACGCCUGGAAGCGUUGGGCUAUGGCGAAGAAAUCGAGUUCCUGGUCGACUUGGAGGAGGAGACUCCAGGGCAGCUUGCCUUGCCCAUCCCCACUUGGGACGAUUUUGUGCCAUUCGAAGAACAUCCCGAAGUGAGACCGUGCAAACCACUCACUGAGCGAGUGUGGAAUAAUCGUGUCAAAAAUGUUAUGCUCGAGUAUAUGGAGAAGGUCCGGCGGUACCGCAAGGACAACGACCGCAAUCUUGAGUUGGAAGAUCGACGCUGGAAGCUCGCAGAACGAUGGCUCGAAUGGAGACGCCUCCCCGAAGUGCUCGAAGCCUUUCCUCCCUCUGAAUUUAUGCCCAGCGUUGCAGACUUCCUCGAGAUGGACAUCACCAAGAAGGUUAUCGAGUGGACGCCCCCUACUCAAGAGGAACUAGCGACACCCAAUCCAUUGACCUUGCGCCCCGUGUCUGGAAAAGAUCCCUUACCGACGUUCUUUGCAACCGAGGGCAACGGAGGGAAGGGCACCCCCUUGGCCCAAGCCAUUGACGAAUGGCGGGCAGCACAGACGUUCAAGGUGUACGCCCUGACGCCCUUUGCCUGGCACCAGCCUUUCGACCCCAUCCCAGCCAAUAUCGAAUCCAUGCAACGAUUCCUCCAGCUCGCAAUCUGUGUUUUAGAAUGCGAACACGUCGACUCGGAUCCACACUUCUGUUUCGUCCAAGCUCAGAACCCGAGCAUGACUUGGGGCAAGUUCUACUCGGAGGAAAAGAACCAGUAUUCGUGCAUGUGGUAUCCCGAGUUUCUUGAGCACCAGUGCAACCGACUUGACGAGAGGCAUUGGAACGAGAGGAAGCUUGACUGGAACCCGUAUCUUUGGGUUGAGGAAAUCCUCGCUGGUCCUCCGUCGCCGGCGCCGGUCUCCCAAUCGCAUGGGUUAUUCGGAGUGAAUCCGCGAAGGAAUUUGAAGCGGAUUCCGUUCCGGCCGGAUGGGAUGGGUUUCCAUUUUACUGCGUCGUUGGUGGUGAAGAAUAUUCUGGCGGCUUGCGGGUACCACUGGGCGAAUACGACUGCUGCGAUGAUGGAUGAGGUCGAUCCCAGGGUCGUCUGUUUGAAAUGCUCGUUUGGAAACCGGUGUGACGGGGAGAGGAUUUUCUCCGUUCACACUUGGAGGAAUGCGGUGAAACAUGCGUUGUACGCUCACAGCAUUGAGCCGAAGUUGGUCGAGUGGGAGCGUAUCUCCGACGAGGACGCUGCAAAGGCUCGAGAGUUGGAAAAGUUGGAACCGGCCAGGAGGGGUGUGCAGGUUGAGCCUCGUCGGGAUGUCAAGUGCUUCGUUUGCUGGGGUGGCAGCGAUGAACAUGCGCUCAUGACGCUCGAAGAGACGAGACAACACUUGAAAAAGGUCCACCGGAAGACGGAUGAAGAUCUCACUGCUCCUGAUGCCGAAGGAUCGCUGUGGUUCAGGGCCACUUAUCUCCCCUCGAAACAACCCUUGACGAUUAGACUCAUCCCCAAACCGGUGGAGAAACGGGAAGUCACUCGACCAGCAAUCAUCGGAUUCCUGAGACCUUGCCACGAAUGGAUUUUCUAA
This is a messenger RNA of Coprinopsis cinerea okayama7#130, 2655 nucleotides long. RefSeq lists its product as hypothetical. Gene Ontology annotation, molecular function: protein binding. The transcript has 10 exons. Lineage: Eukaryota; Fungi; Basidiomycota; Agaricomycetes; Agaricales; Psathyrellaceae. The record is from RefSeq and is a predicted model, not a curated record. The coding region runs from base 1 to 2655 and encodes 884 amino acids.